GUUACGUUACCGUGCCUUCGAAUGGCGAUUUUUGAAAUUUACCGUUGCCCUAUUAUUCGUGAAGUUCAUUUCCCCUUUUUCCACAUUGGGACUCUAUUUAAUUUGAUAAUAACUAUAACGUCAAUUAUUGUACCAUUCUUUAUUUGCUAUCGUUCUGGUGGAUUUUGGUUAAGAGAUUCAAUUGAUAUUGAACAACCAAAUGUUCACUUUUUAAAACAAGUUUAUAUUCAGCUGACGAGUACAAAUCAAACAGUCUAUACAUGGAGUACAUAUACCGAUUUAAAUGCUCAAUUAUCAUCAAAUUUAUUUGUUCCGCAUAUGUCAAUUCAACAAUUAGAUGAUAAUUAUGAUGGAAUAUACGAUAAAUUAAAAUUGAAAAUCAAUAUACCAAUUAAGGAUACUUUUAAUAAAUUAUAUUUACUAUUACUAUUUAGUUAUCAGUUGAAAGAACGUUCUGGCUUGAUGAUGCAAACUCCACUGACAAUUGAAUUCGAUACACCGAGUGUAAUGGGAUUUAGACAGUUCACCUUAUACGGUCAACUGGCAUUGUAUCAAAGAGAACCGUUACUUGAAGGAUAUACAAAUACGAUGUAUAAUAACUCACUUGUGAAUAAUGAACAACACAGACUCAAAGAUAUUCAGUCUGAAUCGGUGCAAAAGUUUUUGAGUCGUAGACACGUUACUUUAAAGUUGGAUCCAAAGUAUGAAAUAUGGACAGCAGGAUCAGCAAGCCUGUUCAAUCCACUUCUGUUGAAUUUGACAAUAUUUUAUAAACCUACUAAAGUAUGGUCACAUCCAAAUCUCUUUCAUAUGCUCUGGUGGGGAUGGAUACAAUACUUUCCAAUAUUAUUAUUCAGUUUAUUUGUAGGCGAUAGAAUUAAAGCCUUUGUAUAUGGACAUCAGUUAAUCAGUGGCUCUAUUAUGAAAUAUGAUCCGAUUCUUUUGAAAAAAUAACACUUUUUAUGUGAACUCUAUUAAUAAUUGUCUUGAUUAAUGAUAUUUUGACAAGAAAUAUGCUCCUAUUUGUUGUUUUCC
This is a messenger RNA of Trichobilharzia szidati, 1035 nucleotides long. The record is from the annotation of a GenBank genome assembly. Lineage: Eukaryota; Metazoa; Platyhelminthes; Trematoda; Strigeidida; Schistosomatidae.